CUGCUGCGUUAUGGAGGCAGCAUGUCCCUGCAGAGCGCCAUGAGCGUUCGCUUCAACAGCACCGGCACCCAGCUGCUGGCACUGCGGCGCCGCCUGCCGCCCGUCCUCUACGAGCUGCACUCCCGCCUGCCCAGCUUCCAGUUCGACAACCAGGGCUACUUCAACUCGUGCACCAUGAAGAGCUGCUGCUUCGCCGGGGACAAAGAUCAGACGCAGAACCGCAGACAGCAGAGGAUUUUCUCAGAGUGACGUGAAAGCAGAGGUGCAGAGUGGCAACUCACCG
This is a messenger RNA of Plectropomus leopardus (leopard coralgrouper), 283 nucleotides long. The record is from RefSeq and is a predicted model, not a curated record. NCBI's taxonomy places the organism in Eukaryota, Metazoa, Chordata, Actinopteri, Perciformes, Serranidae.